AUGCAGUAUUACUGUUGGAUGUGCCUGCAGAGUUGGAAGUGGCAAAAAAUUGAAGGAACAGUACAAAUAGUCAAAGCUCUGGGAAGAGUAAGAGUCAGGGAUUAUAAAGAAGGACCAACACCAGGAUUUCUACAUGUGCUGUGUGAAUGCAGAGAAGUUGUUGAUUCUGCAAGCCUACCUGUAGAAGUAAUACCUGCAGAGGGUGGGAAGCCUUGGAAGAUAGUUGCAGCGGAAAAAGCUGAGUUGCCACCUCCUGGAUUUGCUGAAAAACUGUCAAAUCUGCUAAUACAGGAAGGAAAGUCUGUCUCUGAUCUACAAGCUAUGUUCUCUUCACCCAGUUCCAAUGCAGGGUCUCCAGAAGCUAUAAUCCGUGCGGUGGGUGAGCUGCUGGAAAAGACUUCGAAGCCUGUCAGUGAUGGAAGUGCAUACCGACGUUUGAGAGUUUUUUCAGGUGCUGUCCCUAUUCCGGCAGGGGAAGAAGCCUUAGAGACCUGGAUGGAUCAAGCUAGAAUGAUGGUCAUGGAGUGUGAAUGCUCAGAGAAGGAGAAGCGCAGACGAAUCGUUGAAAGUCUGAAGGGUUCAGCCCUGGAUGUUGUGAAGUCUAUCAGAUUUGCUGAUCCAGACGCACCUUCUCUUCAGUAUCUUGAGGCUUUGGAUGGGGCUUUUGGAACUCCUGAAUCAGGAGAAGAUUUAUAUUUUGCUUUCAGGUUGUUAAGGCAGAAUCCAGAUGAAGCACUUUCUGAUUUCUUGAAGAGAAUGGAGAAAUCUCUGACAAGGGUAGCGCAAAAAGGUGGGUUGCCUGGAAACAAUGUUGAUAGAACAAGAAUUGAGCAGCUAAUUCGAGGAGCUGUUGAAUCUGACUUGUUGUUACUUCAGUUGCGUUUGAGAGAGCGACGAGAAAAUCCACCUACCUUUUUAGCUCUCUUGAAUGAGAUCAGGGAGGCUGAAGGAAGCGAAGCUGCCAGAUACAGUCUGGGUGUCACUUUCAAACCCGUCCCACGACCACGACAGAAACUUUCUAGUCUGGCUGCAGUGAGAGAAUUAAAGGCUGAGAUUCAAGAACUGCAGACCAAAGUAACUGAGGAACCUUCUAAAGUACCUGUGUCAGAGACAAUGUUGGAGAUAAAGCCAGUACCAAGAAGAAGAGAAGCUGACUCACCGGUAGACUUAGAAGUACAGUCACUAAAGAGGCAGGAGCAAAGACUAGAAGAGCAGCUGGUUUCACUGAGUGUCAGACAGUCCUCACAAAUAUCCAAAGAACCAUCACCAGAGCAGGCUGUUGCUUCUGCAAAACCAAGAUUUGAAGUGACUAAAGAAGAUUACUUCUGCUACAAAUGUGGGGAAGAUGGCCACAUUGCUCCAAGAUGCAAGGCUACUGAGAAUUACAGCCUGGUGAUACAGAAGCUUGUGCGAUCAUUAAGAAAGACCCAUAACAGUUGUACACAGAGGAUAGUUAUCCAUCUGCCAAAUUCCUCAAAGAUUGAACUUAGCUCUCCAAAAAGGUAUUCCGCUUCACCUAAAUGUGCCCGAUCGAUCAAGAAGUACGUCGAAGGAAUCCAGAUAGCGCUCCUAAUCGCCGAGUGGUUAGGAGUUCCUCUGGCAUCGCGGGAGUGCCACGGAGACUGCCGACUGACCAUAGCCUCGCCUGGACUGAUCUGA
Messenger RNA from Puntigrus tetrazona (Sumatra barb), 1659 nucleotides. RefSeq names its product paraneoplastic antigen Ma3-like. The coding region runs from base 1 to 1659 and encodes 552 amino acids. The record is from RefSeq and is a predicted model, not a curated record. NCBI's taxonomy places the organism in Eukaryota, Metazoa, Chordata, Actinopteri, Cypriniformes, Cyprinidae. The transcript is spliced from 2 exons. Gene Ontology annotation, molecular function: nucleic acid binding; zinc ion binding.